UAUUAUUACUGGUUUUGUUUUUCUAAAUUGUGGUACCCUGCUGGACUCUGGGCGUCCAAUCUCGUAAUCGAAAGCCUAACAACACUUUUCUAUCUUACUUCAACCGUCCGAUCAUUUACCCUUGCGCUGCCCACACGUCAUCACCCUAGACCAGUAUGAAAUUGACAUUCUACCUUGGGGCUCUCCAAGCCCUCCACUCCCGUCCAGUCCCCCACUCCCGUCUAGUCCUCUACUCCCGUCUAGUCUUUCACCCCCGCCAACCCCUCCUCGCUCGACCCUUUGUGACCGAAGCAGAGAAAGUUGCCUCUGCCCGACGUGAAUUGCUUGAGAAGAUCUAUGAGCCGUUUGCGAAACUUGACAAAAACAGUCCAGAAUACAAUGAAUUGGCGACAUCGGGGCGUGUUUGGGAAGACUACUGGCAACCUGGGGAUAGCGAUAAAUAUGGCUAUACAAGAGUUCAACAGGAGGUUGCGUCAACCCUUCUAAAAAUCGACACGUUGAAGAAUGCUAUGAGCGUUCCUGCAUCUGUUGUCGCUAAACAACUUGUCAACUCCUACGCUCAGCAGUCCGCCGCUAUCGAAGGAAAUCGUCUUAAUCAGAGCGAAAGUAUGGUGAUCGACGAACAACUUCGUUCUGAAGUCUUUAGUAAGACUCCUCUCGGCUCCAUGUCAGCAGAUGAUAUCAGGAAUUUGGACCUCCCAGACCCUUCGGUUGUCCUUCCUCAGGCCGACAAGCUUCAACUUAUUGAGCUACGAAACCAUCUUGUUGCCUCACACUGGAUUUCCGAGACUUCGCCGAGGGCUCAGUGUUCUUCAGGCCUGGAUGAGAGCGAGGUACGCGCCCUCUCUGCUCUUACUAUGAGAGACUUGGAUCCUCAUGAGAAGAACCGCUAUCCAACCUGGUGUGGGGAUCCGGUUAUGCUCGGGGGCUAUCGUACAAACCCUGCAGGUAUCAAAAGCAACCCUCUGGCAGUGUUUCCAUAUCCCCUUGAGGUGGAUGCAUGUAUGCGUCGGUUUUUUCAAUGGCGUCAACGAGUUUCCGAAGAAAAGGAGCUACAUCCUGUGAUCAUUGCUUGUCAGACCGUGGUAUAUUUUUUACAUAUCCACCCCUUUCCCGACGGCAACGGCAGAGUUUCGAGGAUGAUUAUGCACGACUACCUGCUCCGACACGGAUACAUACCCAUUGUUUUUACCCCUUUCAGCCGACCAGAAUACCUGAGAAUGAUGAUGAACGCGCAGGAUGGCAGGCCUGGCGAGUUCGUUUCUCGCGUUGUAACAAUUCAGCUGGAGUGGAUGCAGACAUUUCAACUGCAGGACAUGGCUAGGAAUUCCCACCACGAGUAGCUUAUUUAUAGUGUUCUCACAUUACUAUCAAGCAUCUGCCACAAGGCAAAUAAAACAUAUCAUCAGCGAUGA
Molecule: messenger RNA, 1415 nt
Organism: Durotheca rogersii
Lineage: Eukaryota; Fungi; Ascomycota; Sordariomycetes; Xylariales; Xylariaceae
Product: fic/DOC family protein
Exons: 2
Coding region: 156-1343 (395 amino acids)
Source: RefSeq, a predicted model, not a curated record